AUGACAGAGCAAGAGAAGAGUAACGAGAAUGACUGCUCAGAAGUAGAAGCUUCAGAAGUUCAGUCCAGAGACGAAAACUACAGUGGAAGUUGCGAUGGUUGCAGUUUGGAGAAGGAACAAGAGGACAAUGAGAAUAAUGACUGCUCUAGUAAUAUGGAAGGAGAAAUACACGACGUAGUCAGAGAAGAUGAAAUAGGCAAAGAAAACGAAGAAGAUGAUGAAUUUGAAAGCCGAUUUGAUAUGUUCUACGACUCGAACGGUGCGUCAUCUGAAGAUGACAACUUCAGCUCAUACGGUGAGUCUCCUACAGAAAACGAAGAUUCACCAACGCUACCUCCCAAGAAGAGAUAUCAGAACUUUUCGAUGAGCGGACCUAAAGGGAAUUUGGAGGUUCUACAGUUGGAGAUGUCGUCAAUAGACCUUGCGGUAGGGCAACGAUACGAAAGUAAAGACGAUUUGGAGAGACGACUGAAACUUCUUACAGUGAGGUAUCGAUUUGAUUUUGAUGUAGAAACAUCAACCCCGACAUCAUAUGUUGUUAAGUGUUGGGUUGAUGGAUGUCUCUGGAGAGUUCGUGCUUUUACCCAAGGGGAAUCCCCGACGUUUUAUGUUCGUAUUUACGAUUCGAAUCAUACAUGUCCUUGCACUGAGCGUUCUAAUCGAUCUCGACAAGCAACACCGGAUAUUUUGGGAGAGUUGUACAAGAACUUUCUCGGCGACGUUGGUCCGGCUGUUCGCCUUACGAGUGUCGGAAUAGCUAUCACUAAGCAGUGUGGUGUAAAGAUGGAUUAUUGGAAAUCACACCAGACGCUGAAAUUUGCAAGGGAAAUCGAUGAGGGAACACCUAUGUGUGGGUUUGAAAGCUUGCCUUCUUACUUAUACAUGAUAAGAAGGGCAAAUCCAAGUACAGUUACGCGUCUUCAUAUCGAUGAGCUUGGAAGAUUCAUGUAUGUGUUUCUUGCGUUUGGUGCGAGCGUAAAUGGGUUUCCUUUCAUGCGCAAAGUUGUUGCCGUCAACGGUACGUUUCUUAAUGGUAAAUACAAAGGGACGCUACUCACAGCACUAGCUCAUGAUGGUAACUUUCAGAUUUUUCCAAUAGCCUUCGCAGUGGUUGACACUGAAAAUGGUUUUUCGUGGCAUUGGUUUUUUACGCAAUUAAAACUUUUGAUUCCUGACGACGAGGGUCUUGCGAUAAUCUCGGAUUGGCAUAACUCGAUAGGGAAAGCAAUUAGAAAUGUGUAUCCGUUAACUGCUAGGGGAAUAUGCACCUACCAUUUAUAUAAGAACAUAUUGGGACGGUACAAAGGAAAAGAUGUAUUUUGUCUGGUGAAGAAAGCGGCGAGAUGUUUUAGGAUGUCUGACUUUACUACAAUUUUCGAGGAGAUUGAAGUGGUUACUUCUGCACUCCACGGCUACCUCCAAAGAGCUGAUGUCCGACUGUGGACGCGUGUUCAUUUCCCGGGCGAGAGGUACAAUUUGAUGACUACGAACAUAGUGGAAUCAAUGAACAGAGCAUUGUCUAAUGCUAGAGGUCUUAACAUUGUUCGAAUAUUAGAAUCGAUACGGGUUAUGAUGACCAGAUGGCUUGCUGAACGGAGAGAGGAUGCCAGAUUACAGCCAACCACGCUUACGCGUGGUGUGGAGAAACUACUACAUGGUCGUGUAACUGCCUGCAGAGAUUUGAUGGUACAAAGGAUUGAUGAUCAUCACACUGAAGUUAAAUAUGGAUCUUCUGGCAAGUAUUUUAAUGUUGUUAAUUUAGAAGAGCGAAAGUGCACAUGUCGGCGUUUCGACCGCGAGAAAUUACCAUGUGUACACGCAAUCGCAGCUGCAGAGUACAACAAUGUUUGUCGUAUAUCCCUGUGCAGUCCUUACUAUAAUAGUGCAUAUUUGGUGAGCGCAUACGCUGAAUCGGCCAGGCCGGCUGACUCAGCGCAACCUGUUCCAGAAAUCGUGGCUAACCAACCGUGCUUGCCACCGUAUAUUCGUAAACAACCAGGAAGACCUAAGAAAAAUAGGAUGAAAUCUGCUUUAGAAGUUGCACUUCAAAACAAACGUCCUAGGAAAGAACACACAUGGUCUCGAUGUAAACAGAGUGGACAUAAUACGAAAACUUGUCCAAUGUAA
This is a messenger RNA of Brassica oleracea var. oleracea, 2127 nucleotides long. RefSeq lists its product as uncharacterized. Gene Ontology annotation, molecular function: zinc ion binding. The record is from RefSeq and is a predicted model, not a curated record. NCBI's taxonomy places the organism in Eukaryota, Viridiplantae, Streptophyta, Magnoliopsida, Brassicales, Brassicaceae. The transcript is spliced from 3 exons. Bases 1 to 2127 code for a protein of 708 amino acids.